Molecule: messenger RNA, 785 nt
Organism: Moneuplotes crassus
Lineage: Eukaryota; Ciliophora; Spirotrichea; Euplotida; Euplotidae
Source: the annotation of a GenBank genome assembly
AUUGAAUUAUAAAAGAUAAUGGAAAAAUAUUUUAGAAGGACUCAAACAGAAUGGCUCCAAUUGCAUGAAAAACUUCUUCAAGAUAUUCUUUUGCAGUAUGGCAAGAGAAUACCUUUCGUUGGCUUUUUGAAUCUUUCUUCUGAUUAUCAGGGAUUAAUGCUAUUAAAGAAGGUGUCUGGCUUGAGCCUUGCAAGAGUCUUUAAUAGCACUAUUUUUGAAAUGUCUAGUAAAAGUAUUAAAACCAUUAAGAAAGUAAUGAGCAAGUCUUCAAAUGUUAGAUUAAUUAUUAGCCAAAUAAGGGGGAGCCCAAAGACUUUAAACAGCCAAAAGAGGUUACUUCCUGCUUUGAGCAAACUCUCAUUGAAGAUGACCAAUAAAAUCUCUCUUUCAACAUGGAAUAUUAAUCAAAAGCAGCUGAAAAGAAUCUUCUCAGCUGUCAGAAGUAUUCCAAAAGUUGAGUUUGUUGACUGAACAAUUGCGCUUUCAAGUACUCCUGAUUUUACCAAAUGCUUUACAUUGACUAAGAUAUGAAAACUCAGGUUUAUAGGUUGAGGAUCAAUUCCUGACAGAGGUUGGGAAGAGCACCCAGAACAGUUCGAGUAUCUUAUGAGCGGCCUCUCAACUUCUGGUCUCAAGAAUAGCUUAAAAACAUUUUCGAUACUGUGGUCAAAUCUGACCAAAGAAUAUUUGAUGAGAGUCAUUAGCAAGUACGAAUUUGAUAACAUAAGGUUUGGUGGAGAUAUUUAUAUUCCUCCCACAGAUUACAGCACCUAAGGAAUAUUCUC